AUGUCAUUGGUACAAAUUACUAUAGAUUGUGAUAAUAGAAAUAGUAAAUCUGAGAUUGAAGACAUAAGAAAUAUGAAUUCUAAGGAUAAGAUAACAGCCCAAGAAAUGUAUAUGAAACUUAAAGAGUUCUCACUAUCUAAAGAAAUCAAUGAUGAUGACAUUCCUCAA
Racocetra persica is the source of this 168-nucleotide messenger RNA. NCBI's taxonomy places the organism in Eukaryota, Fungi, Glomeromycota, Glomeromycetes, Diversisporales, Gigasporaceae. The record is from the annotation of a GenBank genome assembly.